Elephantulus edwardii (Cape elephant shrew) is the source of this 786-nucleotide messenger RNA. It is a transcript of the gene TMEM106A, whose product is annotated as transmembrane protein 106A. The record is from RefSeq and is a predicted model, not a curated record. The coding region runs from base 1 to 786 and encodes 261 amino acids. NCBI's taxonomy places the organism in Eukaryota, Metazoa, Chordata, Mammalia, Macroscelidea, Macroscelididae. The transcript is spliced from 7 exons.
AUGGGUGAGAUCUUGUCCCAAGUUGGAUGCCAGGAUGACGAGAGCAAGCCAAUCCUGUCCCAGGAUGCAGCCAUUAACAACAGAGUCACCAGCUAUUCCAGCACUGCUACCAUCAAGUCCUUUAGUUCCUAUGUGACUUGUGACAGGGCCUGUGGUGGUGGCUUUGUGCCUUGUCCCACCUGCCAGGGCAGCGGGGAGAUCCCCCAAGAGUUGGAGAAGCAGUUGGUGGCCCUCAUCCCCUAUGGAGACCAGAGACUGAAACCAAGACACACGAAGCUCUUCGUGUUCCUAGCAGUGCUUAUCUGCCUGGUGACCUCUGCCCUAGCCGUCUUCUUCCUGUUUCCCCGGUCUGUUUCAGUGCUUCCUGUGGGUCUCAACUCCUCCACUGUAGCCUUUGACAAGGCUGAUGUCCAUCUCAACAUAACGAAUGUCUUGAACAUUUCCAAUCCCAACUACUACCCCAUCACCGUGACACAGCUGACCAUCGAAGUUCUGCACCUCUCCUUCAUUGUGGGGCAGGUGUCCGAAAGCCUCUUCCUGCCCAUUGGCCCUUUGGCCAGUGAACAGAUAUUUUACGCAGUGGCCAACAGGAUAGGGGAUGAAAAUACAUACAAAAUCUGUACCUGGCUAAAAAUCAAAGUCCAUCAUGUGCUUUUACAUAUCCAGGGCACGCUGACCUGUUCCUACCUGAGCCAUUCAGAGCAGCUCGUUUUCCAGAGCUAUGAGUAUGUGGACUGCCGCGGAAACUUGUCGCUUCCCUACCUGCUGACCCCUCACCCACCGUGA